Messenger RNA from Setaria italica (foxtail millet), 1828 nucleotides. Its product is annotated as polygalacturonase At1g48100. Bases 144 to 1601 code for a protein of 485 amino acids. Gene Ontology annotation, molecular function: polygalacturonase activity. Gene Ontology annotation, biological process: carbohydrate metabolic process. Lineage: Eukaryota; Viridiplantae; Streptophyta; Magnoliopsida; Poales; Poaceae. The record is from RefSeq and is a predicted model, not a curated record. The transcript is spliced from 6 exons.
UCCAACGACUAACCGCCUGUCCUCACCAUUCCGGCUUACGCUGUCGCUCACGUAGAGCUCGGGGCUUCUCCUCUUCAGUGUCACAGCAAGCACGCACCACCUUAGCUUGUCCCCUGUUUCUUGAAGCAGAGCUUUGCUUGGCCAUGGGAGUAGCAGUUAGGCUGCUCCUCCUGCCGCCGUUGAUGGCCGUGGCAUUCUGCUGCUACGGCGUUAGCGGGAGGAGCCACUUCCACAAGAAGCCGCCUCGUGGCAGCGGCGGCCGGCGGAGCGGCGGCGGCGGCAAGGAGGGCUCUGUGGUGUCGUCGCCGGUGGUUCCGCCAGCGGAUGACGACACGCAGCCGGUCACGCCGCAGCCACCGACGGGCAUUGUGCCCUCCGACCCGGCCACUCCGGAUGAGCCGUGCGUGUUCGACGUCCGGGCGUACGGCGCGGUGGGGGACGGCACGACGGACGACACCCAGGCGUUCCGGGAGGCGUGGAAGGCGGCCUGCGCCUCCGACUUCGCCGUGCUGCUGGUGCCAUCCGACGGCACCUUCACCAUCACCACCACCACCUUCUCCGGGCCGUGCAAGCCCGGCCUCGUGUUCCAAGUGGACGGCGUGCUAAUGCCGCCGGACGGGCCGGACUGCUGGCCGGCGUCGGACAACCGGCGGCAGUGGGUCGUCUUCUCCAACCUCGACGGCAUGACCCUGCGUGGCUCCGGCACGAUCGAGGGCAACGGCGAGGACUGGUGGAACCUCCCCUGCAAACCUCACAGGGGCCCGAACGGCUCCACGCUGCGUGGCCCGUGCGACAGCCCCACGCUGGUGAGGUUCUUCAUGAGCCGGAACCUGGUGGUGGAGGGCCUGAGGGUAGAGAACAGCCCGGAGUUCCACUUCCGGUUCGACGGCUGCAGCGACGUGCGCGUCGACGGGCUCUACAUCAGCUCGCCGGCCAACAGCCCCAACACCGACGGCAUCCACGUCGAGAACACCGAGCGGGUCGCCAUCUACAACUCGAGGAUCAGCAACGGUGACGACUGCAUCUCAAUUGGCACCGGGAGCUACGACGUGGACAUACAGAAUGUUACUUGCGGACCUGGGCACGGCAUAAGUAGCAUCGGCAGCCUUGGCGUGCACAACUCGCAGGCGUGCGUGGCGAACGUGACGGUGCGGAACGCGGUGAUCCGGAACUCGGACAACGGCCUGCGGAUCAAGACGUGGCAGGGCGGGAUGGGCGCCGUGUCGGGCAUCACCUUCGACACGGUGGUGAUGGAGAACGUGCGCAACUGCAUCAUCGUGGACCAGUACUACUGCCUGGACAAGCGGUGCAUGAACCAGUCCACGGCCGUGCACGUCACCGACGUCUCCUACACCAACGUCCGGGGCUCCUACGACGUCCGCGCCGCGCCCAUCCACUUCGCCUGCAGCGACACCGUGCCCUGCACCAACAUCACCAUGUCCGAGGUCGAGCUCCUGCCAGCCAGCGGCGAGCUCGUCGACGACCCCUUCUGCUGGAGCGCCUACGGGACGCAGCAGACGCCCACCAUCCCGCCCAUUACCUGCCUGCAGGAGGGGCUGCCGGAUGCACUCCUCGACAACCCGGACCUCAAGUGCCGAUGACAAGCUGUGCAGCUGUACGUAGUGCUAGUAGAACUUACUCUGAUGAAUCGGUCGUAUAUAUCUAUUCUAGGUGACUUAAUUGGGUACAGUACCACAAACGUCAUCUGAGUUACGUGGAGUUGUACAUGUGUGCUUUCGCUCCCUCUCAAUAAACUUGCAUUGACCGUUUGUAAUGUGGAUUCGAAGGAUAAUAAUAAGUCCAGACAAUCACGGGUGUGUUCGCAAAU